Clupea harengus (Atlantic herring) is the source of this 522-nucleotide messenger RNA. RefSeq names its product solute carrier family 2, facilitated glucose transporter member 9-like (gene slc2a9l2). The record is from RefSeq and is a predicted model, not a curated record. Lineage: Eukaryota; Metazoa; Chordata; Actinopteri; Clupeiformes; Clupeidae. Gene Ontology annotation, biological process: dehydroascorbic acid transport. The transcript has 3 exons. Gene Ontology annotation, molecular function: D-glucose transmembrane transporter activity. Gene Ontology annotation, cellular component: plasma membrane. The coding region runs from base 49 to 507 and encodes 152 amino acids.
AUAUGUUUUUUCCAUUUUCACCCAGGGAUUGCCCUGAGUGCGCUCCCCAUGUACUUGGGUGAGAUCUCCCCGCGCCAGAUCCGCGGCUCCAUCGGCCAGUUCAACUCCAUCUUCAUCUGCCUGGGAGUCUUCACCGGCCAGGUGCUGGGACUGCCGCAGAUCUUCGGCGAGGAGUCCAGGUGGAACUUCCUGUUUGCCUUCCUGGCGGUGCCGGCCGUGGUCCAGCUGUGUGUGCUGCCCUUCCUGCCCGAGAGCCCCCGCUUCCUGCUGAUGGAGAGACGGGAUGAGGCCAGAGCAGAGAAAGCGUUCCAGGCUUUCCUCGGGAAGCAGGACGUGUCACGGGAAAUCGAGGAGGUCCACGCAGAGAGCCGGGCCCAGACCACGGUUGUGGCGGUGUCACCCCUCGACCUUUUCCGUGACCGCAGCGUCCGCUGGCAAGUCAUCACUGUCGCAGUCACCAUGGCGUGCUACCAGCUGUGUGGCCUCAAUGCGGUGAGUGCCAGCUGACCCAUAAUUCACUGG